Molecule: messenger RNA, 913 nt
Organism: Oncorhynchus kisutch (coho salmon)
Lineage: Eukaryota; Metazoa; Chordata; Actinopteri; Salmoniformes; Salmonidae
Product: succinate dehydrogenase assembly factor 4, mitochondrial
Exons: 3
Coding region: 98-406 (102 amino acids)
Biological process (GO): mitochondrial respiratory chain complex II assembly
Cellular component (GO): mitochondrion
Source: RefSeq, a predicted model, not a curated record
ACGUUCCAGACGUCAUUAAUGCUUGCCAAAACACCAUAAACUUGUGUAAAUGGCUGUUUGACCUUUCUUAUCAAGCCAGUGUAUCUAGCUAACGACAAUGAACAUGCCUCUACUACGCGUAUGUGCUUCUACAUCGAUUUUUCGUGCGACCAAAGGGUUAUUCAUGGAGUCUGCUUUUACAGGAUGCUUGCGGACAGCAAGUGGAGCAGCUAAGGACAAGGAGCCACUGCGCAAGGCCAAAACCCCCCAGGGCCGCUUUGACAUGAAUGAUGAGAAGAUAAAGGAUCCCCUUGAAAAGUUCCCUGAUGAUGUGAACCCAGCCACUAAGGAGCAGGGGGGGCCCCGAGGCCCAGAACCCACACGCUACGGGGACUGGGAGAGGAAGGGCCGCUGUGUCGACUUCUAGUUUCCAAUCCUGGUAUAUUACACAUGCGAUGUGGACAUACCUUAUCUAUAACUUAUGCAUCCAUGUCUGAGGAUUGUGCAAGAGACCAGGAUUAGUACACCAUACUGAAUCAGUCUGGACUAUUUCCCCAUUAAGCAUACAAUCUUGUUUGUAGUUUCACAUUUAUACACAUGUAGUCUGUAGAACAGUCUCACUUACUUUUUAUGGUGCAAUACUCACUUUGCACACUAUUGUCUUUGUUGAGAUGUAUGACGAUGAUGAGACAUGAUGACCUAGUGAACAAUAAAGGCUGCUGAGGGAGGAUGGCUCUUAAUGGCUGAAGUGAAUGGAAUGACCCCCCCCCCCCCCCCAAAAAAAAGCUGUUUGAUUCCAUUUACUCCAUUCUGAACAAUUUUAUGAGCUGUCCUCCCCUCAGCAGCCUCCACUGAUAGUGAACGAUUGUCAUGCAAGUUUAUUGCUUCCUGUACAGAGAUGUCAAUGUUGUGAAUAAAUGCAAUGUAAACUAUU